CCGGCCGUCGGGGCCGAGCUCAGCCGAGCGGCCGUGGGCCCGGGGCGGCGGGCGGACACCGGGCGCGCUCCCCGCUCUGGCCCCCGUGAGGUUAAACUUGUUUCUUAAAUGAGGUGCCAUACCAGCACUGGACUCAUGGAGACUGAGCAUUUAUUCAGAAGUCCGUAGAAGCUCUGUGUCCUGCUGCAGAACAUGUCUAACAGCAACACUGCUCAGGAGACUCUGGAAAUAAUGAGAGAAUCAGAGAAAAAACUGGUGGAAGAAUCUGUAAACAGAAACAAAUUUAUAUCUAAAACUCCAAGUAAGGAAGAAGUUGAGAAAGAUGGCGAAGAUACUGGUUUACGUCAGGAGACACAGAGGCGGACAUCCAGCCAUGGCCAUGCCAGGAAAAGAGCCAAGUCUAAUUCCAAGCUCAAGUUGGUACGCAGUCUGGCAGUCUGUGAGGAAUCCUCCACUCCCUUUGGUGAUGGGGCGCUAGACACCCAGGAUAUAAUUCAGCUGCACAUCAGCUGCCCCUCUGACAAGGAGGAAGAAAAGUCCACAAAGGAUGUCUCUGAAAAGGAAGACAAGGACAAAAGCAAAGAAAAGGGCCCAAGGAAGAUGCUAUCCAGAGACUCCAGCCAAGAAUAUACAGACUCCACUGGAAUAGAUCUACAUGAAUUUCUUGUAAAUACACUGAAGAAGAACCCAAGGGACAGGAUGAUGCUGCUGAAGUUGGAGCAGGAGAUUCUGGAGUUCAUCAGUGACAACAAUAACCAGUUCAAGAAGUUUCCUCAGAUGACCUCAUAUCACAGGAUGCUGUUACACCGGGUAGCUGCCUAUUUCGGGAUGGACCACAAUGUUGAUCAAACUGGGAAAGCUGUCAUCAUCAACAAAACCAGCAACACGAGAAUCCCGGAACAGAGGUUCUCAGAACAUAUAAAAGAUGAGAAGAACACAGAGUUUCAACAGAGAUUCAUUCUCAAGAGAGACGAUGCCAGCAUGGACCGAGAUGAUAACCAGAUCAGAGUUCCAUUGCAGGAUGGAAGGAGGAGCAAGUCAAUAGAAGAGAGAGAGGAGGAAUAUCAAAGGGUCCGAGAGAGAAUAUUUGCCCGAGAGACUGGCCAGAAUGGAUAUCUAAAUGACAUCAGACUCUCCAAAGAAGCCUUUUCUUCUAGCUCUCACAAGAGAAGGCAGAUUUUUAGGGGGAACCGUGAAGGGCUGAGCCGCACCUCAAGCAGCAGACAGAGCAGCACAGACAGUGACCUCAAAUCCCUGGAUCCACGGCCUUGGAGCAGCACAGACUCAGAUGGUUCUGUCCGGAGUAUGCGACCCCCGGUCACCAAAGCCAGCAGCUUCAGUGGGAUCUCCAUCCUCACCCGUGGUGACAGCAUUGGCAGCAGUAAAGGUGGCAGUGCAGGAAGGAUCUCUAGGCCAGGCCUGGCACUAGGUGCCCCAGAAGUGUGCAACCAGGUCACCUCACCCCAGUCUGUCCGGGGCCUUCUUCCUUGUACUGCCCAGCAGCAGCAGCAGCAGCAGCAGCAGCAACUUCCUGCUCUCCCACCCACUCCUCAACAACAGCCACCCUUGAAUAAUCAUAUGAUUUCACAGCCAGUCCCGGCCCUGCAGCCCUCUCCACAGCCGGUUCAGUUCUCUCCAAGCUCCUGUCCCCAAGUCCUUCUGCCAGUCUCUCCGCCCCAGCAGUACAACAUGACAGAUGACCUCAGCAACCCCUUUGGACAAAUGAGCCUUAGCCGCCAAGGUUCUACUGAAGCAGCUGACCCAUCCUCAGCUCUGUUCCAGCCCCCGCUUAUCUCCCAGCAUCCUCAGCAAGCUAACUUCAUCAUGGCUUCUGCAGGACAGCCCCUGCCUACUUCCAACUACCCCACCUCUAGCCAUGCACCAGCUACCCAGCCAGUCCUGCCACCCCAAGGCUACAUGCAGCCCCCUCAGCAGAUCCAGGUUUCUUACUACCCACCUGGACAGUAUCCCAAUUCCAACCAGCAAUAUCGACCUCUCUCUCACCCGGUGGCCUACAGCCCCCAGCGUGGUCAACAGCUGCCUCAGCCAUCCCAGCAACCUGGCUUACAGCCCAUGAUGUCUAGCCAGCAGCAGACGGCUUACCAAGGCAUGCUCGGGGUCCAGCAGCCUCAGAACCAGGGCCUACUCAGCAACCAGAGGAGCAGCAUGGGAGGCCAGAUGCAAGGCCUGGUGGUUCAGUACUCUCCACUGCCUUCUUACCAAGUCCCAGUGGGCAGUGACUCACAAAAUGUGGUCCAGCCACCUUUCCAGCAGCCCGUGCUGGUCCCUGCCAGCCAGUCUGUUCAAGGAGGCCUCCCAGCAGGGGGCGUGCCCGUGUACUACAGCAUGAUCCCACCGGCUCAGCAGAACGGUACGAGCCCUUCUGUGGGGUUUCUGCAGCCUCCUGGCUCUGAGCAGUACCAGAUGCCUCAGUCUCCAUCUCCCUGCAGCCCACCACAGAUACCACAACAGUACUCAGGAGUGUCGCCUUCUGGGCCAGGUGUGGUGGUCAUGCAACUGAAUGUUCCUAAUGGACCCCAGGCGCCCCAGAAUCCAUCUGUGGUCCAGUGGAGUCACUGUAAGUACUACAACAUGGACCAGCGAGGUCAGAAGCCUGGAGACCUGUACAGUCCUGAUGGUAACCCCCAGGCCAAUGCACAAAUGGGCAGCAGCCCCGUCACAUCUCCUACCCAGUCUCCAGCACCGUCUCCUGUCACAAGCCUCAGCAAUGUCUGCACUGGACUCAGCCCCCUGCCUGUCCUCACACCAUUCCCUCGGCCUGGAGGUCCUGCACAGGGUGAUGGGCGCUAUUCCCUGUUGGGUCAGCCAUUACAAUACAAUCUAUCCCUCUGCCCUCCCUUGAUCCAUGGCCAGUCGACUUACACGGUGCACCAGGGACAGAGUGGAUUGAAGCAUGGAAACCGAGGCAAGAGACAAGCACUCAAAUCUGCCUCCACUGACCUCGGGACAGCAGAUGUUGUGCUGGGAAGGGUGCUGGAGGUGACAGAUCUCCCAGAAGGAAUCACUCGUACAGAGGCAGACAAACUCUUCACCCAGCUUGCCAUGUCUGGAGCCAAGAUCCAGUGGCUUAAGGAUGCUCAGGGGCUGCCUGGUGCAGGUGGGGGGGACAACAGUGGAACUGCUGAGAAUGGCCGCCACUCGGACCUCGCUGCCUUGUACACUAUAGUGGCUGUGUUCCCCAGCCCACUGGCUGCCCAGAAUGCCUCCCUUCGCCUCAACAACUCUGUGAGUCGCUUCAAACUUCGAGUGGCUAAAAAGAACUACGACCUGAGGAUUCUGGAGCGAGCUAGCUCCCAGUAAACAGAGGUGGGAAGGGACUGGCACAGUAGGAGUGGGAGCUGACCUAAGGGAGCCAAGGCAGAGCGAACUGGGCCAGAGCCUACCACAGAGGCUGAAGAGAGAAACAAAGAGAUUCUCAUACAGCAUGGGCUCCUUUGCCAUGGGUCCCCCUUUCCCCUUGACUGGUCCCUCUCUGUCUCCCUUUCCUUCCCAUCCUCCUCUAUGAUUUUUUUUUUAAUCUCUUCUCCCACCAUGAAAUUAAUUUCUUUCAUAUUUUUUGGUCAAGUAGAAUUGAGAGGGUCCCACACUCCCCUCUUCUCCCAUUUCAUCACCAUCCAACCUCCCUUUCCUCUUUUGGUCUUCAUGAAUAUAUUUAUAUGGACAGAAUUAAGAAAAAUAAAUUGAUUUCCCCAUUCUCUCACUUCCCCCAUCUUGUCUCCCCAAACCCCACAGAGUUAAAACUUGGGACCCUCCCCUCCCCAGAACACAUGUGUAUUGUUUGUUUGAGGUUUGUGCCACAGUAACAGACACAGUAUUUAAUUGCACAUACAGAUGUUUGCUGGGUUCACUGUAAAUUUUAUUUAAUCUGGUUUUUUGUUUGUUCGGGGAGUUACUUGGGGGGAGGUUGGUUUUGUUUAUAAAUAUAAAAAAAAAGCAAAAACCUGUCACUGGACAUCAAUUACUGUUUCUCUGUUAAGGGUUUCUGUGGGAAUGGUCAGAAGGUCUGAGCAGGUCCAGUUCCACAUGUGCUGAAAGGGCUUUUUGUAGGUUAGGAAGUUUCCCUAGUUGUGCACAUGUUUUCCUAACCUUCCUUUUGGCGCUCCUCUUCCCUGUGCAUAAUUCUCACAGAUGGUGGUCUCUGGAACUGUGAUCUGUGCUUCUCAAACUCUGCAAACUGCUAUUUAGCCGUCAAGCCUGUUGUUUCUCAGUUCUGGCCCUUUGUGUCCAUAUCAGAGGCUCCUUCUUGCCCAUUAAUUCUGAUUUCAUUAGAGCCUUGCUACUGAGCUGGGCAAGUUAAGUCCAGAACUAGGUCAAGAUGCUGGCCUCAUUUCUGUCCAUCUAAUCUUCUGACAAACCCUCAGGGGCGGAGAGUUUGCAACUUCAAUCCUUCAUAAGGUUGAGUUCUUAGCAGAAACACAUGUGGCUAUUGCUUACAAUAAAACCAAUGGAACUUGCAGUGCC
Acomys russatus (golden spiny mouse) is the source of this 4482-nucleotide messenger RNA. It is a transcript of the gene R3hdm2, whose product is annotated as R3H domain containing 2. The coding region runs from base 193 to 3321 and encodes 1042 amino acids. The transcript has 26 exons. Lineage: Eukaryota; Metazoa; Chordata; Mammalia; Rodentia; Muridae. The record is from RefSeq and is a predicted model, not a curated record. Gene Ontology annotation, molecular function: nucleic acid binding.